AUGCCUUCAUCCACCGUUAGAGUAGUCUCUCAACUUAAUUUCAUAGAAACUUUAAAACUAUGUUUUAGUUUCUUUUGUUGUGGCUUAAGAGACUCCUUCGCUUGGCCCUCGAGUUUGAUCAUAAUCUACGGAUCCAACACGAUCCGAAAUCGUACUUUAAAGUGUUUCACCCUAAACGGUGUACUUUUCUUGGGGAGUAUAUUCUUCUUCAACCGUAUUACCUUACCAAUAAUACAUUUUAUCCUGGGAACGUCACUCUUCACGUCGAUUCGCGGAAGUAAUGAGCAUUCCCCAUUCAUCGUCAAUUUUCUGGAUAAGACCGCGGCUUUGAUGUAUCAAUUAUGCUGGGUAUAUCCAAUAUUUCUUCUCAGUUUUGCAUUGAAUGCUAUGUGGUAUCAAGAAAUAGCCGAUCACGCUUACCGACUACUGUAUGGUCGACCUAUAGAUUCGAAGCUAACGUAUACUAGACUGUUGCAAAAUGUAGCCAAUGACAUUUAUCGAGCCAUAUUAUUCAUGAAUUAUCUGACAGUGGCCACGAUAAUCUAUGCUAUUCCCGUAUUUGGUCCAUUGGUAUCGUUCAUGUAUUUCUGCUGGAUAUACGCUUACUAUAGUUUCGAGUAUGUUCAAAUUUUUUACGCAGCAAUUACUAGCAAAAACGUAUUGGUGGCUUACUCGCAUCUCAUAAUAUCUCGUCUACAUCAAAUUGAUAGGUAUAAAUGGGUUAAUAAAGGAUGGACUUUGCAACAACGCAUAGAUUAUUUUGAAGAAAGAUGGUCUUACUUUGCCGGCUUCGGUUUCACAUUUACUGUAACAACUUUCUUUGUUGACCAGUUUUUGAGCGCAGGGGUAUUUGCUCUCCUUUUCCCACUUUAUAUAAUUAUGGCUAAUAACGCACUCCCUUUGCCGAGAAGAAAUGAGAGCGCUCGAUUCUCGUCAUUGGUACCAUACAAACUGAGAGUUUUUGGAGUGUCCAUGAAAUUGAAUGAUAAGAUAAUCAACU
Molecule: messenger RNA, 1000 nt
Organism: Acaulospora morrowiae
Lineage: Eukaryota; Fungi; Glomeromycota; Glomeromycetes; Diversisporales; Acaulosporaceae
Source: the annotation of a GenBank genome assembly